Molecule: messenger RNA, 477 nt
Organism: Galeopterus variegatus (Sunda flying lemur)
Lineage: Eukaryota; Metazoa; Chordata; Mammalia; Dermoptera; Cynocephalidae
Gene: SYCN
Product: syncollin
Biological process (GO): exocytosis
Cellular component (GO): secretory granule membrane
Source: RefSeq, a predicted model, not a curated record
AUGUCCCCGCUGUGCCCCCUGCUGCUGGCCCUGGCCCUGACGGCCGUCCUAGGUGCGAGUGCCUGCCGGGCACCUGCCGACCUCAGAUCCAACGGGACGCGCACAUGCACCAAGCUCUAUGACAGGAGCCACCGCUACUACCAGAACUGCUGUAGGGGCGCCGAGCUGUCAUUGAAGCCAGACACCGACCUGCCCUUCCUGCCUUCCAAUGGGGCAAACACGGCCUCCUUCCUCAUGGUGGGCCAGCGCUGCAAGCUCACCAUGUGGUCCCAAUAUGGCAAGGCUGGCAAGAUGCACAAGUUCACGGCCGGCCUCAAGGAGUGUCGCUGGGGCAUCUUCCGCCACUGGCCCAACGCUAACUCCGUGCUCUAUUGCAGGCGCCUGCCCGCCCUCCAGGCUGACCCCAGCUCCCAGGCCACAGCCCUGCCUCCAUCACAACCCCCCAGACCCACCACCCAAGGAAAGAGGCUUGUCUAG